Messenger RNA from Plectropomus leopardus (leopard coralgrouper), 8967 nucleotides. NCBI's taxonomy places the organism in Eukaryota, Metazoa, Chordata, Actinopteri, Perciformes, Serranidae. The record is from RefSeq and is a predicted model, not a curated record.
CUGCUUGAUUUUUCAUUUUCCUCUGCUUUUUUUGCCUCAUCUGAGAAUUUCAAUCUGUGGAUUACAUGAGUCAGGAAACAAGAUCACCAAGUGGAAAUGGAAUAAUUUAACAACUUGGACACUUUUUUUCAGAUAAGUGGAUGCUGAUUGGAUUCCUACUGAAGCUGUAAUUUUCCCUUCGCUUCUGCAUGAGGCUUUGCCCCCAACUCGAAGGACUAUAGCUGAAACUGUCUCCAUAUCACCAUGGCUGAAGGAGCCUCCUCCGCAGCCAGUGGGUCCAGUGGAGCAGCUGCACCACAGACCAGCUCACUCAAGUCCAAAGGUCUGGGGUUCCUCAGGAAGCUCAAAGUGUCCGCGGAGCUGCUGAUCGCCCUGGCUGCUCUCCUGUCAUGGCUAGUGGUCGGAGUGGUGAUGUUUGACUUUGUGGAGUACAAGGCAGUCCCUGACAUUCAGCAAAUCGUAUCGGACCCCGUGAAAGCUGUAAACGAUGCUGUUGAUGAAGUAUCCAGUCUGCUCAAUAAAUUUCAAGAAUGUGCACCUGAUUUAAGUGACCCUGCGGCCGUUGCCACUUAUGCAGCUGAGGAAAUAGCAGAAGCAAAAGAUGGAUUUGUUCAGUAUUUUUCAGAUGAGGAAGGGAACUUCUACCUCAGCUAUGUUGACCCCGUGGUCAUUGGUCGACAGGCUUUCCAUUCAACGAAUGAUUUCAUGUGUGGAGUUGUGGGUACCUUCAGGGACACACUGUGUGCUAUUGUGGACACUGUAUUGGACAAUAUAUCGGAUGUAAAUAAAGGAAAAGUUGACCUUAGCUACAUUGACCCUGUAGUCAUAGGCAGACGUGUCUUCAAUGUUACUAAUGAGUUCACGUGUGGAGUGGGGCGCUACAUCCAGGAUGUGCUCUGUACCAUUUUGGACACAAUUCUGGAUGUAGUGAAAGGAACAGUUGACAUCAGCUUCAUGGACCCUGUGGUAGUUGGCAGAAAUAUCUUCAAUGUUACCAAUGAGUUUGUGAGUGAAAUAGUGGGCUCCAUCCAGGACGUGCUCUGUGGCAUCCUUGACAAUGUACUGGAUAUAACAAAAGGAACCACUGACAUUAGCUUCAUUGACCCUGUGGUUGUUGGCAGAAAUGCCUUCACUGUUACUAACGACUUUCUGAGUGGGAUAGCAGUAUACAUCCAGGAUAUGCUCUGUGCUAUCUUUGAUGUAAUACUGGACACAGUGAAAGAUAUCCAGGACACUGUGGGAUUCAACCCGAUCUCAGGUCUGAAAAGAACAGCAGAGAUCAUCACAGAACAGAUAAACAUGCUCGUGAGCUAUGUUUCCACAACGCUGAUUGGUGAACAAGGCAUCAUACCUGAAGUCUCCAUUGACCCCAUGAAAGUUGUGGAAGAUGCCGUGUUGGAGUUCUCAGACAAGAAAGAUUUGUUUGUGGCUUACAUGUCAAGCAUGCUUGUUGGUGAUCAAGGUGAACCUGUUUCCACACCGGUCGUAAAUGUAGUAACUGAAAAAGAUGAAACUGUAGCUCCUCCAGCUGAUAUACAUUUGGUACAAAAGAAAGGUGAAUUUCUGCCACCUUUUGAAAAAGUUCUUAAAGAGGCAAAGGAAAGACAUGCAGUGAAAGAAGUUAAAGAUACCAUUAUUAAAGAACUAAAAGAAGAAAAGAUAAAGGAGGAGGCCAAACCACUUGAGAAGAAACCUCCCAAGCCCAGAGAGGAAGAACCUAAACAGAAGGAAGAACCUACAAAACCGUCCAAAGAGGAGGCAGAAGUAAAGAAGCCUUCUAAAGAGAAAAAAGAGCAUGCAAAACCUAAAGACAAAAGACAAGUACUAAAACCCUCCACAGAAAAAACAGAAGUCAAGAAACCAUCCAAAGAAGAGAAAAAAGUUAAGAAACCAUCCAAAGAGGAGAUAGAAGUCAAGAAACCCCUAAAAGAAGAGAGAGAAGUCAAGAAACCACCCAAAGAAGAGAAAGAAGUCAAGAAACCUCUCAAAGAAAAGAGGGAAGUAAAGAAACCACCCAAAGAAGAGAAAGAAAAAGAAGUCAAGAAACCACCCAAAGAAGAGAAAGAAGUCAAGAAACACCUUAAAGAAGAGAAAGAAGUCAAAAAACCACCCAAAGAAGAAAAAGAAGUGAAAGAACCUCUCAAAGAAGAGAAGGAAGUCAAGAAGCCAUCUCAAGAGGAGAGAGAGGUUAAGAAACCAUCUAAAGAGACAGAAGUCAAGAAACCUCUUAAAGAAGAGAAAGAAGUAAAGAAACCUCUCAAAGAAGAGAAAGAAGUCAAGAAACCUCUUAAAGAAGAGAAAGAAGUCAAGAAACCAUCUAAAGAAGAGAAAGAAGUAAAGAAACCUCUCAAAGAAGAGAAAGAAGUCAAGAAACCAUCUAAAGAAGAGAAAGAAGUCAAGAAACCAUCUAAAGAAGAGAAAGAAGUAAAGAAACCUCUCAAAGAAGAGAAAGAAGUCAAGAAACCUCUCAAAGAAGAGAAAGAAGUCAAGAAACCUCUUAAAGAAGAGAAAGAAGUCAAGAAACCAUCUAAAGAAGAAAAAGAAGUGAAGAAACCUCUCAAAGAAGAGAAAGAAGUCAAGAAACCAUCUAAAGAAGAGAAAGAAGUGAAGAAACCUUUCAAAGAAGAGAAAGAAGUCAAGGAACCUUCUAAGGAGAAGAGAGAAGAGAAGGAAGCCAAGAAACCCCUCAAAGAAGAGAGAGAAGUCAAAAAACCAUCUAGAGAAGAGAGAGAAGCCAAGAAACCUCUUAAAGAGAAGAAAGAAGAGGUGAAACCUUCCAAAGAAGAAAAGGAAGAUAAGAAACAUCCUAAACCAGAGAGAGAAGUGAAGAAACCACCCAAAGAAGAAAAGAAGUCUCUCAAAGCGGAGAAGAAACUAUCCAGGGAAGCGGUCGAUUUGAAACCAUCUAAGGAAGAGCAAAAACUGAAAAAGCCUCAAAAGGAGAAAGCAGAGAAAGAGAUGAAGCCCAAAGAACUGAAGGGGAAGGAAGACAGGGAGCCGCCAAAGGAGGAGAAAGAAAUUAUAAAACCUAUAACAGAAAAAGAUAAGCCUUCUGUCAAGGAAAAGGUGGUAACAAAGCCUAUAAAGAUGGAUAAAGACCUGAAGACACCAACUGUGGAGGAAAGACCUCACAGAAAAGAGAAGGAAGUGUCAGAAGAGAAAGAACCAACAAAGCCUAAAGAGGCUGAUAUCAAAAAGCUUCUCAAAGAUGAGAAGGAAGAAGUAUUGCCUCCAAAAGAAAAACGAGAACCAAGGAAGCCCUUGAAAGAAUUGAAAGACCAAGAAAAAACACAUAAAGAGGCCAGAGAAGUUAAAGCGCCUCCAAUAGAAAAGGAGGAAGUCACAAAGCCUGCAAAGGAAGAACUAGACAAGAUCUCCAAAGAGAGGAAACAACCAGUUAAGCCUCCUAAGGAGGUGAAAGAGGAGGAAAAGCAAGAGAGGCCUUCCAAAGAAAAGGUAGUACCAAAGAAACCCUCAAAAGAGAAACAAGAACCAAAGAAACCUUCUGAAGAUGAAAAAGAACCUACAAAACUGUCUAGAAAGGCAGAAAAAGAACCGAAGAUGCACACCAAAGAAAAGCCAGAACCAAAGAAGAUCUCUGAAGAAAAAGUGAAACCUUCAAAAGAAAAGAAAGAGGUCAAGAUGAUUCCCAAAGAAGAAAAGGAACCAAAGAAGAUCUCCAAGGAAGACACCAAACCAACACAACCUUCUAAAGAAAAGAAAGAAAUCAAGAAGACUCAAAAAGACAAAGAACCUAUCAAGAAGAGGGAUAUUAAGACAGACGCUGGACCCAAAAAGGCUGCGAGAAAGAUUAAAGUAGUCAAGAAGGAGCUUGCGUCUGUCCUGAAGAAAGAACAUCUCAACGUUACAAAAGCAGCUGAUGAACCCAAAAAAGCAGCACUGAAAGCUGCAAAAAAGCAGAUAGUUCCUGUCUUGAAAAAGGAACACGUGAAUGUCACAAAAACAGUGCCUGUAACUCCAAAAGAGAAAGUCAAACCAACACCAACAAAAAAAGCUGAUGAACGCAAGAAGGCAGCACAGGUGCCAAAGGCUGCAAAAAAGCAGAAAGUUCCUGUCCUGAAAAAGGAGCACGUGAACGUUACAAAAACAGUGCCUAUAACUCCAGAAGAAAAAGUCAAACCAGCACCAACCAAAAAAGAAGCUGAAGUUCACAAGGAGAAGAAGGCCACGCCAGUGACUCCCACAAAAGCACCUGUUAUCGAAGCAAAACCCAAAGCGCCUGAAAAGAAGAAAGCAGUUCCUGAAGUUGCAAAGGUGAAAGCCAAACCAGAACCUGCAAAGAAAGCAGUGGCAGCUCCAAAGGGGCCCAAAAAGGAACCAAAGGAGAAGGGCAAACCUGCAACUGUAAAACCAGACGCUGCACCUAAAAAGGCUGCAAGGAGGAUCAAAAUAAUCAAGAAGGAGGUAGCAGCUGUCGUGAAGAAGGAACAUCUUAAUGUUACAAAAGCAGCUGAUGAACCUAAGAGGGCAGCACUAAAAGCUGCAAAAAAGCAGACGGUUCCUCUCCUGAAAAAGGAACACGUGAAUGUUACAAAAACAGUGCCUGUAACUCCAAAAGAGAAAGUCAAACCAGCACCACCAAAAAAAGAAGCUGAAGUUCGCAAGGAGAAGAAGGCCGAGCCAGUGACUCCUACAAAAGUGGUUCCUGGAGUUGCAAAGGUGAAAGCCAAACCAGAACCUGCAAAGAAAGCUGAUGAACCUAAGAGGGUUGCACUGAAAGCUGUGAAAAAGCAGAUUGUUCCUCUCCUGAAAAAGGAACAUUUGAAUGUUACAAAAACAGUGCCUGUCACUCCAAAAGAAAAAGUCAAACCAGCACCAAUGAAAAAAGAAGCUGAGGUUGUUAAGAAGAAGAAGGCUGAGCCAGUGACUCCAACAAAAGCACCUGUUAUCAAAACAAAACCUAAAUCUGCUGAAAAGAGGAAAGCUGUUCCUGAAGUUGCUAAGGUGAAAGCCAAACCAGAACCUGCAAAGAAAGUGGUUCCUGAAGUUGCUAAGGUGCAAGCCAAGCCAGAACCUGCAAAGAAAGUGGUAGCUCCGAAGGAGCCCAAGAGGAAACCAAAGCAAGAAAUCAAACCUGAAACUGUGAAACCAGCUCCCAUCGAGGCCAAGAAGGAACCAAAAGAAAAAAUCAAACCUGACGCUGUAAAACCAGACGCUGCACCCAAAAAGGCUGCAAGGAAGAUUAAAGUGGUCAAGAAGGAGGUAGCGUCUGUUGUGAAGAAGGAACAUCUUAAUGUCACAAAAGCAGCGGUUCCUGAAGUUGCUAAGGUGAAAGCCAAACCAGAACCUGCAAAGAAAGCAGUGGUUCAUCACAAGGAGCCCAAGAAGGAACCAAAGGAAAAAGUCAAACCUGAACCUUUAAAAGCAGAAGUUCCAAAGGAAAAGGCCAAAGUGGCUCCUGCUAAGAAAGAUGCUGCUGCUCCUAAGGAAAAGGCCAAACCUGUCAUCUUGAAAAAAGAACAAGAGGCCAGAAAUGCCUCUAUAGUAAAACCGAGGGUCAAAAUAGUGCCCAUGAAAAAAGAAGUCAAAGCGCCAAAAGAGAAAGUCAAAGCAGUCUCUGCAAAGACAGCAGUAGAGGUUCCAAAACAGAAGCCCAAACCAGCUCUGACAAAGAGAGAAGCUGCUCCACUCAAGACAAAACCAGCCCCGGUAGUCAAAGAGGCACAAGUGCCGCACAAAAAUGUCUCUGUAACAAAGGAGAAGGUGAAAGUUGUGCCACUCAAGAAAGUGCCUGUAACUCCAAAAGAGAAAGUCAAACCAGCACCAACAAAAAAAGAGGCUGACGUUCUCAAGGAGAAGAAGGCCGCACCAGUGACUCCCGCAAAAGCACCUGUUAUCAAAGCAAAACCUAAAUCUGCUGAAAAGAAGAAAGAAGCUGCCGUGAAAGAAAAGGCAAAGCCAAAAAUCUCACAGAAAGAACCAGAGGCCAAGCCAGUUCUUGCCAAAAAAGCACCUGAGGUUACAAAGGCGAAGCCUAAGCCAGCUCAUGAAAAGAAAGCUCCUUCUAAAACAGAGGCUGAAACAAAGAAGGAAAAGAUCAAACCAGCCUUAAAGAAGAAAGAGCCCAAAGUUGCAGAGGACAAAGUCAAACCAACUGUUGAAAAAGCAUUGUCGAGGAAAAAGGCCAAACCAGUCCAUGUUAAGAAAGAACUGGAGACUCCUAAAGAGAAGGACAAACUGGCUGCAGUGAAGAAAGCUAUUUCUAAGGAAAAGACCAAACCAGUCCGUGUGAAGAAAGAGCCGGAAGUUUUAAAAGAAAAGGUCAAACCGACUGCAGCAAAGAAAGAAGACAGAGUUCUUAAAGAGAUACAGCCAUCAGCAAAGAAAGAAAAACCUGCUGAGAAGAAAGUUGCUAAAGAGGAAAAAGUAAAAGAGGGGAAAAUAAAAGAAGAGCCGUCUGUCUCGGACAGCUUUCAGAUGGAAGAAGAGCUGCCCUACUUCCAGUGUUUCUUUGUGGACGAGGACGAGGCCCAGUUUCCUUUCUACGCCUUCUCACCGCUGCAGAUCUGAAGCUUCAGUCUGAGUUUUACAUUUUAGUCAAUUUUACUGAUAACGACAAGGUCACAUCGCGCCCCGCACUGCUGAAACGCAGCCUGCUGUUCACUGUUGGACAGCAGAGGAUGAUGGGUGAUUUUAAAAGAUGGACCGAUUUUAUUUUACUUCCAGUUUUGGUUGAGCUCUCGUUCCAAAUACAUGCAGCCAGUGUCAUUCCUUUCCAUUUUUUUAAUUUAUUUUAAAAAAAAUUGUGUUUAUUUGUCAUAAAUUUGAAAGGUGGAUAUCGUAAGAAUGAUGGAACAAUGUAGUAUAAUACCUCCUGUGGAUCAUUUAUAUAGAUCACAGAAACACAUGCAAAUAUAUAUGAUUUUUUUUUUCUUUAAGAAGGAACAUAGUUUUGUAAACAGGGUACAAAAAUGGCCACGAUUGUAGAUUCAAGGCAGAUGGGUUCAAUUCCCACAUUUACUUGAAAAGUGGUUUGUACAUUACAUACACUUCGAUACAUUUUUAUGCACCAUCAUCAGUGCAGUUUUAGCUUUUUCCUUCAUUAGAUUGUAGAUGGCAAUUUUUUUAUGCUCAACCUAUCUGUAUUUUAAAGCCCUACAAUCAAAAGUUGAGCAUUUAUACUGUUUGUGCAUAUUUUCAUGAUUCUUUCAGUCUUUUAUUUCUUAUACAUAUUCCUCUGUUUAAUGAAAGUUUUUUUCUUUUUUUUUCUAUUUAUGCUAUCUUUCAAAAGGAAUGACCACACACUGUAUACAAGAGCUCCCAAACAUACUCAUAAACCCUUUAAAGUCUUAUUAAACUACCUACGUGUGCACCAGCUCUUCAUUUUGACAUUGGUGCUAAAAACAAGCUUUGCCCGCACUGUUUGAACAGGGUUUGAGCAUCAGAUUCAUUCAUAACUGGAUGACAUUUUGGAAAUUAUUUUUCCUGCUGCUUCCAAAUCUUUUACAUUUGAAUUUGAUGCAUCUUGUUUUAGUCACUGAGAGGGCGACUAAGUCUUUUCUUGCACUGUUAUUGAGCAAGCUGGAACAUUAAAAAUAGGGCACAUGAGAUGGAUUAUUUUUGUCAGUCAGCAGGGAUUUGGAUUCCUUGAUAGACCAAAAACACACUCUUACUAACGUUGGUCAGUGGCUGUUGUAAUUUUUUAGUAACCUUUUGAAUAAGUUCUUACAAAAGAGACGGAGAACAUCAUGAGGAAAAUCGUUCCAAGUUAAAGUCUUUUAUAGUGUCAUCUAUUUUAUUUUUAACAUAUAACAUAUGAAUGCAUAUCUCAUAUCACGUCUGAUUAACUGUGCUAAAACAGACAGUAGUCGUAUGACAGUUUAUGAAUAUCCUGUGCAUGUGACGCACAGUGUGAGUGAUGAUUUAAGAUGGAUUUCAAGUCACAUAUUUGAAAUCUCUGAAAAAUGACAGGAGAUGAGGACAGAGAGCUGUGAGAAUCGGCUCGUCUGCAGGUUUAUUUGACAACCUGAAAGUGGUCGUUGACAUUGUUACGUUGAAGCGUAGCAUUAAAAUGAAACAUGUACAUCUUUGAUUAUAUACGCACGACGUGUUAUCGCACUCUAAAUGGAUGCAGAGGGCGUCACGUGUUUGUGCCGAUGAUCUCAGAUGCAAACUGGUACAUUAUUUCUCAGUUUGUAACAGCUGUUGUUUAUGUAUGGCUCUUUACAUUUUGCUCCAUAUGCUGCGUAGAAGACAGUUAUUACAGCUUGUGACACUAAUCCCAAAUUUAAUCAAAAGUAAAUCCACUUAUCUUUUUUAUCAGAAUAAUAGAAAGAGUCUUUAUUUGUCCAUAAAUGGCGCAUAAGACCCUGUGCAGCUCACAGAGAGCUCAGGCUCCAAUAACAGUGACAGCUGCAGUUUUAAUGGUGAUGCUCCACUACCACUAAUGUUUUCUUCCCAAAAUGACAAAACACUGUCUCUGAAUGUUUUUGAUCUAUUGGGUUUUAGUAAAGACAUUUUGAUUUGUGGGGACAAAAGAUGAAUAUUUGUUUCAGUUGUUUUAACCAAAUCACAUCUAAAGAUUCACUUUAAACAUGUGCAAUAUAUACAUUAAUUAUCUCAGUGAUCAAAGCACUGUAUGUUUGUCUGACAGAAAUGUGCAUGAUGUGUUUGUGUGUUUUUUGUUUUAUGCCCACAAAUGUUUUGUGACAUUUUUCCCAGCUUUAAGAACGCCAACACUAAGUACUUGAACUUGUGAAUUAUUUGAUACCAAUAACUCAUGUUGUCCCACAGUGGUGUUGCUAACAAGUACAAGUAUCAAACCAUUCAUAUUUUUAAAAUAAUCUUUGUAAAUAGUUUAAGAAAUGGAAGAGAGAGUUUUAACCCCUGAGCCAUUACUACUGAAACUGCUUUUUAACUGCAGUUAAAUUCACAUUAUGUACCGAUUAUUAUAUUUUCUUCAUGCUUGUGAAUAGAAGCAAUUUGACAUUAAAACUCAGCAAUGUA